Molecule: messenger RNA, 1664 nt
Organism: Octopus bimaculoides (California two-spot octopus)
Lineage: Eukaryota; Metazoa; Mollusca; Cephalopoda; Octopoda; Octopodidae
Product: testis-specific serine/threonine-protein kinase 6
Biological process (GO): protein phosphorylation
Cellular component (GO): nucleus; cytoplasm
Molecular function (GO): protein kinase activity; ATP binding
Source: RefSeq, a predicted model, not a curated record
CUUCCUUUCAUGCUAGAUUUUUAAAUAUUCGCAAAUGUUUUUUCUGAUGAUUUGCGAAUAAUCAUUUCUUACCAAAAAUAACUGAAUAUUCUUACAAUGCUUUUACGAAAAGCAUACUACGAAGGCGAGAGGUUUUCAUUUUGCGCGCUUUUUUUAUUCACUUCUACAAAUAAUUUUUCGAGAAACCCCGCAGCGCUUUGAACUAAAUGGAUUGAUUCCAUUUUUCUUUUUUUUUUUUUUUUGUAGUUAAACGUGUGUCUUGUUUCAGAUAGAUGGAGAAAAAUCAUCGAUUCAAUAGUCAAACUGGAAAACACCGAAAAGAAAAUAAACCAAAUGGAUAAAAUAAACGUAAGUGUAACAAUUAACAUGGAAAAUUCAUCUUUGGAAUCUAACGAUGAAUCCUCAGUGCACACAGAUGAAAUUGCACACAGACCAAAAUACAAGAUUCUUGAAGAAAUCGGUCGAGGUGGUUUUGGACGAAUCUAUAAAGUUUAUAAUAGACACAAUGACGGCAUGUACGCUUUGAAACGACUCUGCUUUGAAGGAGAAUUCCAAGAUAACAAAUACAUCAGUGCGGAGGUAUACUGCCUCUCGAAGUUUAAACACCCGAAUAUAAUCAUCCUAGAAGAAUUUAUCCUUAAACCUAACCGUUUAUAUAUAAUUAUGGAGUAUGCUGAAUAUGGUAAUAUUGAACAGUAUGUAACGAGUAACCAUAAAAUUUCCACAUCCGACAUCAUGCAAUUUUUUAGCCAAUUAACAUCUGCAGUACAUUACAGUCAUUCUCAAAAUAUUGCCCAUCGAGAUAUAACUCCCAGCAAUAUAUUGUUAACUUCAAAAUUCGACACCAAGCUGGCUGAUUGGGGAUUAGCAACCCCUUGUGGUGUUGAUAGAAGCAAUCCAAUUCUAAGCGAUGACUAUUUGGGAGAUUAUCGAUAUCAAGCACCAGAAGUUAUCCGUUGUACUCCUUUUGAUCCCUUGCCCACGGAUAUCUGGAGCCUUGGAAGUAUAUUAUAUUUUAUGUUAACUUGUAACCCACCAUUUGAAGGGAGUGAAACAACCAUUCUUCACAACCAGACAAAUGUUGGUAUCAUUCUACCCGAAACAAUUGUCAACAGCAACGAUAAGCUAGAGAAUGCUAUUGUUAAGACAAUUAAAUCUUUGAUGGUUGUAGAUACAAACGAGAGACCCAUUAUAGAAACAGUUAGUAAAAGAGUAUCUUCCAUUAUCUCACGGCUCGAAUAGUGAUAAAAUUACAAUUUUCUGAAGUAUUACAUUAAUUGUUGAAGUGCAUAUUUACAAUAUUAUACCUACACUGUGUUUCGAUCACUCUGAUCUCUGAUCGUCAUCAGGCGUUGAAUUUCUGGAUGAAAUCAGGAAAUUAUAAACUUAUAAAGAACAAUUCCUCUCAGACAUUUACGUGAUACUUGAUGCCGUUUGAUUUAUUCCUAUUAACAGAAUUUGGUUUUAUUUCAAAACGUAUUAACAGAUGACUAACAUUUUUUUAAUUUCAUUAUAUUCAAUGAAAAAUUCAAAAGAAAACUGAAUUUGAAAAUAACCAGAAUAUACUUACAAAAUUGUAAAAUUUGAUUUAUCAUACAUAUAUGGAUGUGGGACAGCAUAUUUUGUUGAGAUUUAUUAUUUUUGUAUGAUAAUCCCUCCCCCCU